AUUCUAUGUCACGUAUGAGGAAAUAAUCCUCGGCACUGUAGACCGUAGACGUCGUCGUUUUGUACAGUUUAAAACCUGCAUCAUAUAAUCGGAAUAUAGUGUUUUUGUACCACAGGUGAAGUAAUGGCACUUGCUGAAGUUAUCGGUUUUAAACCUUAUUCUGAACUCAUGGGUCAGAUGUUUAGUGCAAGACAGACGCAUCUCAUCGACCGACCAAACCACUACAGCUUUGGGACAAAAAUUCAGGAAUUUGCUGUCCCACUGGGCGAGGAGCCUUCAGGGUUCAUCGGGUCCUGUAACCGUGACGGAGGAGUUUGUAUCGAUCUGAACCAUGGAACCACGACUCUGGCCUUCAAGUUCAGACAUGGAGUUAUUGUGGCUGUGGACUCCAGAGCUUCAGCUGGACGUUAUUUAGCUUCCAACAAUGUCAACAAGGUGAUAGAGAUCAACCCGUACCUGCUGGGCACCAUGUCGGGCAGCGCUGCAGACUGCCAGUACUGGGAGAGACUCCUGGCCAAAGAGUGCAGGCUGUACAGGCUGAGGAACAACCACCGGAUCUCUGUGGCCGCUGCCUCAAAGCUCUUGUGUAACAUGAUGCUGGGUUACAGAGGGAUGGGUCUCUCCAUGGGGAGCAUGAUCUGUGGAUGGGACAAAGAGGGUCCUGGUCUGUACUAUGUGGAUGACAACGGGACGCGUCUGUCAGGUCGCAUGUUUUCUACCGGCUGCGGGAACAGCUACGCCUACGGAGUGGUGGACAGCGGCUACAGGGAAGACAUGACAGCAGAGGAGGCGUAUGAGCUCGGCCGCCGGGCCAUCGCUCACGCUACACACAGAGACGCCUACUCUGGUGGACUGGUAAACAUGUACCACAUGCAGGAGGACGGCUGGAUAAAAGUGUGUCAGGAAGACGUCUCUGAGCUGAUCCACCGUUACAGAGCGGGGAUGUUCUGAGUCCUGAAUCCAGAUUACUGUAAUACUCACUGUUAACACACAGAUGUUCCAAUAAACUUCUUAUGGUUGAUGGUUCUUAACUGAAUUUUAAUAUUAAAAUAAAGCAUGUUGAAAUUGCAGUUCAUGUACAUUUUUACAUGGUUAAGUAUAGAUUUGUUUACGUAAUAGCAAGAUAAAAAUGAAAUGGCCCUCUUAACACCACAGUUUCAAAUAAAUCCUUUUUAACUCAA
Molecule: messenger RNA, 1181 nt
Organism: Cololabis saira (Pacific saury)
Lineage: Eukaryota; Metazoa; Chordata; Actinopteri; Beloniformes; Belonidae
Gene: psmb8a
Product: proteasome 20S subunit beta 8A
Exons: 6
Coding region: 124-951 (275 amino acids)
Cellular component (GO): proteasome core complex
Molecular function (GO): threonine-type endopeptidase activity
Source: RefSeq, a predicted model, not a curated record